CUUCGUCUCCCCCCACACACCCAUAAAAUUGGCUGGUUGGACGUCAACGUUAAUUCGUUUCAGUGAUGAUAUUAAAAAGUAAAUUCCCCCUCACGACCCUAGCUGAGCUCAUCACUGGGUCCCUGUCCCUACAUAUUUAAACUGCAUUUUCAUCUCAUGGCUAGAAGACACUUAGUGCUCUGACGGUGGAGAGAGCCAGCACAGGAGGGAAGAGGAAAGCAGAAGCCGCGUGCGUGGCUGAGAGUGGAUGCCACCAGGUUCCAGGUCUGGCAUCCUUGAAGUGAACCUGAGACAGAGUAGAGGAGGAAGAGGAGGAGAAAGGACUGAAAGCAAGCAGACUGGCCGGCACGCAAGCUAGCUCAGGAGGCUUGGCUGGCACUCGAUCUCCUGAAGCAGAGGAGGAAACUGAGGCCCAGAGAAGAGACUUAUUCACAGUCUUACUGGCAGUGAGGGACAGAGCUGGAAUUUGAACCCAGGUCCUCAGACUCCGAAUCUUUCCUGGCAUUGUACUCUGAUGUCCUAGGCAGCUCAAGAAGCCACCAGUCCAUUCUCAGCCUGACAGUUCAUCUACUGAGCCACCUAUGAGAAAAGUUGCUGCCCUCGUCUAGCUAAUAGUGAGGAAUGAUCUGGAGUUGGCACGUCUCACCACUAGAGCAGCUCCUAGAGGCCUGUUCUGUGCCAUAGUGGUAUUGCCGGACUUGGCAUCUGUUUCUUUGGGGCUGAAUCUCCUUCUGUUCUGAAGACCCCCAGAGAAGUCACCCAUCCCUCCCUUAAAGCAAGAGAGUGAGAGCAGCAAUGAAUCAUACCAUGCCCCAGAAACUGAGAUUGGAAUGAAUAGAUGCCACCAGAUGCUCUGAACCAAUUGAUAUCCAAGACCAAUUACUCAAACGCCAAAGAAUCAAUCCUUCUCCCAAGCCUGGCUCAUACAACUCCAGCCCCAGCAGUAUCCAUCUUCUUAACUCCUUUUUUUGAGGUCCAGAGAGUGUCCUUCAUUCAGGGACAAAGCCUCUCAUCACUAAGGCUUACAUUCAUUGGGCCAGAUACUCUGAAGUUACAAUGGAAGACCACAUGUUUAGUGUUCAACAAAUUCAACCCAAUGUCAUUUCUGUAAGGCUCUUCAAACGCAAAGUGGGAGGCUUGGGAUUCCUGGUGAAAGAACGGGUUAGCAAGCCUCCGGUGAUUAUAUCUGACCUGAUCCGGGGUGGGGCAGCUGAACAGAGUGGUCUUAUCCAGGCAGGAGAUAUCAUCCUUGCAGUCAAUGGCCGGCCCUUGGUGGACAUGAGCUAUGAUGGUGCCCUGGAGGCUCUGAGGAGUAUUGCACCAGAGACUCAUGUGGUCCUCAUCCUGAGGGGCCCCGAGGGCUUCACUACUCACCUGGAGACUACAUUCACCGGCGAUGGGACACCCAAGACCAUCCGAGUGACCCGGCCCCUAGGCUCAGCCACUAAAACAGUGGACCUGUCCCACCAGGCUGUACCCAGCAAAGAUCAGCCCCCAGGGCCAGACAGUGCUGUGGCCCUUCGGAAUGUGCCCCAGCACCCCAGAAAAAAUGGUCAAGAAGAUAAUUCCCUGGCACAAACCAAUGGCAUGGUACCUGACCGGAAGGGUGAGGACCCCACAAAGAAAAGUGCCCUGGCUGGCCUACAUGGUGGUGGGGAGAGCAACGACCUUCUCCAAGAGAUCCAGCCAGUGCUGAACCUGCUUACCAGUGGCAAGAAGGAAAUCAAUGGAGGGCGGCCACACAAGGCAGAGACAAGAGAUGCAGAAGUCCAGGCAGACAGAGACUUGGAAGCAAAGUCCCAAAAGCUUCUGCCACUUGGGAUGGAGAAUGAUCGUGUCUUCAAUGAUUUGUGGGGGAAGAACAACAUGCCCGUUGUCUUAAACAACCCAUAUUCAGAAAAGGAACAGCCCCCAACUUCAGGAAGACAGUCACCCACCAAGAAUGGCAGUCCUACCAAAUGUCCUCGCUUUCUCAAAGUCAAGAACUGGGAAACAGAUGUGGUCCUCAAUGACACACUCCACCUCAAGAGCACCUUGAACACAGCUUGCACCGGGCAGAUUUGCAUGGGUUCUAUCAUGUUCCCCUCCCAACAUAUACGGAAGUCUGAGGAUAUCCGGACAAAAGAACAACUCUUUCCCUUGGCCAAAGAGUUCAUUGAUCAAUACUAUUCAUCUAUAAAGAGAUUUGGCUCCAAAGCCCACACAGAGAGACUGGAAGAAGUGAACAGGGAGAUAGAUACCACCAGUACCUACCAGCUGAAGGACACAGAGCUGAUCUAUGGAGCUAAACAUGCCUGGAGAAAUGCUUCUCGCUGUGUGGGCAGGAUCCAGUGGUCCAAGCUGCAGGUGUUUGAUGCACGAGACUGUACCACAGCCCACGGGAUGUUUAACUACAUCUGCAAUCAUGUCAAGUAUGCCACAAACAAAGGGAACCUCAGGUCUGCUAUCACCAUAUUUCCCCAGCGGACAGAUGGCAAGCAUGACUUCAGAGUCUGGAACUCACAGCUCAUCAGAUAUGCAGGCUAUAAGCAGCCUGAUGGCAGCAUCCUAGGAGAUCCCGCCAACGUGGAGUUCACAGAUAUCUGCAUUCAGCAAGGCUGGAAGCCUCCGAGAGGGCGUUUUGAUGUCUUGCCACUCCUGCUCCAAGCCAAUGGCAAUGACCCUGAGCUAUUCCAGAUUCCUCCAGAGCUGGUUUUGGAAGUGCCCAUCAGACAUCCCAGGUUCACAUGGUUCAAAGAGCUGGGGCUGAAGUGGUAUGGUCUGCCGGCCGUAUCCAGCAUGCUCCUGGAGAUUGGAGGCCUCGAGUUCAGUGCUUGCCCAUUCAGCGGCUGGUAUAUGGGCACCGAGAUUGGUGUCCGUGAUUACUGCGACAACUCCCGAUACAACAUUCUCGAGGAAGUGGCCAAAAAGAUGAAUUUGGACAUGAGGAAAACUUCCUCCCUGUGGAAGGACCAAGCCUUGGUGGAGAUCAACAUUGCUGUGCUUUACAGUUUCCAGAGUGACAAAGUGACAAUUGUUGACCACCAUUCGGCUACUGAGUCCUUCAUCAAGCACAUGGAGAAUGAGUACCGCUGCCGAGGGGGAUGUCCAGCUGACUGGGUCUGGAUCGUCCCGCCCAUGUCUGGCAGCAUCACACCUGUCUUCCACCAGGAAAUGCUCAACUAUCGACUCACACCCUCCUUCGAGUACCAGCCAGAUCCAUGGAACACCCAUGUCUGGAAAGGUACUAAUGGAACCCCCACAAAAAGGAGAGCCAUUGGCUUCAAGAAGUUGGCAGAAGCUGUCAAGUUCUCAGCUAAGCUGAUGGGGCAGGCCAUGGCAAAAAGAGUCAAAGCCACCAUCCUCUACGCCACCGAGACAGGCAAAUCCCAGGCCUAUGCAAAAACCUUAUGUGAAAUCUUCAAACAUGCCUUCGAUGCCAAGGUCAUGUCCAUGGAAGAAUAUGAUAUUGUACACCUAGAACAUGAGACGCUGGUCUUGGUGGUUACGAGCACCUUUGGCAAUGGAGACCCUCCAGAGAACGGGGAGAAAUUUGGCUGUGCUUUGAUGGAGAUGAGGCACCCCAACUCCGUGCAGGAGGAAAGGAAGAGUUACAAGGUCCGUUUCAAUAGCGUCUCCUCAUACUCUGAUGCCCGGAAAUCUUCAAGUGAUGGGCCUGACAUGAGAGACAACUUUGAAAGUGCUGGGCCCCUGGCCAAUGUGAGAUUCUCAGUGUUUGGCCUUGGAUCGAGGGCAUACCCCCACUUCUGUGCCUUUGGCCACGCAGUGGACACCCUCCUAGAGGAACUUGGAGGGGAACGCAUCCUGAAGAUGAGGGAAGGGGAUGAGCUCUGUGGUCAGGAAGAAGCCUUCAGAACCUGGGCCAAGAAGGUCUUCAAGGCUGCCUGUGAUGUGUUCUGCGUGGGGGAUGAUGUCAACAUCGAGAAGGCCAACAACUCCCUCAUCAGCAACGACCGAAGUUGGAAGAGGAACAAGUUCCGGCUGACCUAUGUGGCAGAAGCUCCAGAGCUCACCCAAGGUCUGUACAGCAUUCACAAAAAGCGAGUAUCUGCUGCCCGGCUCCUCAGCCGCCAGAACCUUCAGAGCCCUAACUCCAGUCGAUCAACCAUCUUUGUGCGUCUCCACACCAAUGGGAACCAAGAGCUGCAGUACCAGCCUGGGGACCAUCUGGGUGUGUUCCCUGGCAACCAUGAGGACAUGGUGAAUGCCCUGAUCGAUCGACUCGAGGAUGCCCCUCCCACCAACCAGCUGGUGAAAGUGGAGCUUCUGGAGGAGAGGAAUACAGCUUUGGGCGUCAUCAGUAACUGGACGGAUGAGCACCGGAUCCCGCCCUGCACCAUCUUCCAGGCUUUUAAGUACUACCUGGACAUCACUACGCCCCCAACGCCCCUGCAGCUGCAGCAGUUUGCCUCGUUGGCCACCAAUGAGAAGGAGAAACAGCGGCUGCUGGUCCUCAGCAAGGGCUUACAAGAGUAUGAAGAGUGGAAAUGGGGCAAGAACCCCACGAUCGUGGAGGCCUUGGAGGAAUUCCCAUCGGUGCAGAUGCCGUCCACUCUCCUGCUGACCCAGCUGUCCCUGUUGCAGCCCCGCUACUACUCCAUCAGCUCCUCCCCAGACAUGUACCCUGAUGAAGUGCACCUGACCGUGGCGGUUGUGUCCUACCGCACCGGAGAUGGGGAAGGACCAAUCCACCAUGGGGUCUGCUCUUCCUGGCUCAACCGAAUACAACCGGAGGAAGUGGUACCCUGUUUUGUCCGAGGAGCACCCAGCUUCCACUUGCCCCAGGAUCCCCAGGUACCCUGUAUCCUGGUUGGCCCAGGCACAGGAAUAGCGCCUUUCCGGAGCUUCUGGCAGCAAAGGCUAUUCGAUAUCCAGCACAAAGGCAUGUCUCCAUGUCCCAUGGUCCUGGUCUUUGGAUGUCGGCAGUCCAAGAUUGACCACAUCUACAAGGAGGAAACCCUACAGGCCAAGAACAAAGGUGUCUUCAGAGAGCUGUACACGGCCUAUUCCCGUGAGCCAGACAAACCAAAGAAAUACGUACAGGAUGCCUUACAGGAACAGCUGGCAGAGACCGUGUACAGAGCCCUGAAGGAGAAAGGAGGCCACAUCUAUGUGUGUGGGGACGUCACGAUGGCAGCCGAUGUUCUGAAAGCCAUCCAACGCAUCAUGAUACAGCACGGGAGGCUCUCAGCAGAAGAGGCUGGGGUGUUCAUUAGCAAACUGAGGGAUGACAAUCGCUACCAUGAAGAUAUCUUUGGAGUCACCCUGCGCACGUAUGAAGUGACCAACCGCCUUAGAUCUGAGUCCAUUGCCUUCAUUGAAGAGAGCAAGAAGGACACUGAUGAGGUGUUCAGCUCCUAACCAGGUCCUUUCUGCCCCAUUCGGAUGGAUGCCAGGCUGGGCUGCCUGCCCCCAGGCCUUCUCCAGGCGGAAGGUCCUAGGUUUUGGAAAGAUGGACACUGCUGACUCUUUCCUAUGGGACUCCCGUGAAAUGCGCACUCCCUCUUGUUCUGUUGUUGCGUCGUGGUUUUUUGGUUCGUUUUUCUUCUUUUCGGACUUCGAGUCCCGUGGGGCUUCCCUUGGCCCCUUUUGUUUCCUCUUUGAACUUUUCUGCUGCAAUGCAAUGGCUUCUUCUCCACAGCGGCUCUUAGGAAAUGACAUUUCUUCUCACCCUCUUUCUCUCUCUCUAUUCCAAGGGCAUACCACAGCUGCAUGAAAUCACCAGAUCACUCCCGCCUGGCAUUUCCAUGUUGGUUUUCUGGGGUUUCUUUGGAAAGGCAGCAGGGACUGGGGAGAAGAGACUAGCUGUGGGUCUCUUCCUAUGAGUCCCCAGCACCUAACGUCACACACCAUCCUUUUUUAAAAGUUGUCAUUUUUCGGUGUGCGUGUGCACGCACAUGUGUGUGUAUGUGUAUGUGUGAGGGGCAUGGGUCCUCAUCUGUUCUCCUCUUCCCUGUGCAAGCCUGUUGCCUGCAGACCUUUGGUGCAGAGAAACUGUAUUCCCUUGGCACAUGUUGACCUUUUCUGUGUUCCCACUCAACAAGGCUGGCAUUGGUUUGUAUGAACCACUUGGGAGCCCCUGGAUUGUACGACAUUGGCAUUCAAGUGGUCAGGGUGGCUGUGAUGACUGGAGAUGAUUUGUCCCCCACUUGGGAUUGAAAUCAAUUAGUGUAUAAGCCACCAAGGCACAAAUCCAUCUCAUGAAUUCCAUAUGCCAUGCUCUUGCUCCCACUUCUCUGUCCCCAGCACAUCAUCUAGUUAUGUCCCUCAACCCCUUUCCCAGGUCCGUCUGCUACACUGCUUCUGGUCCUGGUUCUGCCACUCUUUGGCAUUGAGUAAGUUACUCCACUUCCCUGGGCCUCAGUUUCUUUCUCUGUGAAAUGGAUGGGAAUUUGUAAAGAAUAAGCUCCUCCUCUCUCCCUCUGAAAGUAGAAUAGACUUCCUCAGCAUUAGAGUCCUUCAAGCAGAUUUGGAUGGCCAAACAGGCAGUCAAUAAGCAUUUAUAAGCACCUACUACAUGCCAGAAAUGAUGCUAUGUACAGCAGGUACAAAGGAAGGCAGAACCAAUCCCUGCCCUAACUUGGUAUAAAUAAGGUAUAGACAGAGUACAUGGAAAGCCACUCAUAAGUGAUGUUGUAGAGUCAAGUUAACAAGCAUCUAUUAAGUUCCUCCUAUGUGUCAGGCAUUGUGCUAAGUACUGGGGAUACAGUGAAAG
Messenger RNA from Vombatus ursinus (common wombat), 6715 nucleotides. It is a transcript of the gene NOS1, whose product is annotated as nitric oxide synthase 1. Gene Ontology annotation, molecular function: nitric-oxide synthase activity; flavin adenine dinucleotide binding; calmodulin binding. The record is from RefSeq and is a predicted model, not a curated record. Gene Ontology annotation, biological process: nitric oxide biosynthetic process. Lineage: Eukaryota; Metazoa; Chordata; Mammalia; Diprotodontia; Vombatidae. The coding region runs from base 1057 to 5361 and encodes 1434 amino acids. The transcript is spliced from 31 exons.